GAGAACACAAGAAAAACAUUACAGAUGAUGUCCAAUUUCUCUGUUGCCCUUAUCGUGGUAGUGAUAACUUUUCACGAUGGUCAGUGUUUCUCAUCUGGGGGAACUGUUUACACCCGAUGGGGCCGCACGACGUGUCCACCGACAGCAACCAUUAUUUAUUCAGGUUAUGGUGGAGGAACUCAUCGCCAGCACCAAGGAGGUGCAGUUGAACCGCUCUGUUUACCGACAAAUCCAGAGUGGGGAUGGUGCCAUAACAAUGAGUCAGACUACUCCAGAGGACUGGUAUAUGGAGCUGAAUACCAACUUUUCAAAGAUGUCAUAAUGCCUAAGGCUUAUCUCUACAACGGUGAAGUGCCGUGCGUGGUCUGUAGGACUCAAAACGACAAGUCCGUCUUAGUUAUUCCAGCAAGAAAAACUUGUUAUGAGGGAUGGAAAGUAGAAUACUGGGGAUAUCUGAUGUCUGGAAAAUACCGUCAGCCCUCUUCCUCCACCUUCACCUGUAUGGACGCUGAACCUGAGGCUCUGGGAAGGAUAGGACCGGGCUCGGGCGGUUAUUUGUUCUAUCCAACUGAAGUUAGAUGCGGCCACUUGUCAUGCCACACCUGCAGCAGUUCGAAAUGCCCGCCCUACAAGGAUGGAGCGGAAUUACUGUGUGUCAUUUGUUCAGAAAAAUGAGAAAAAAAAGUGUCGAGUAAAUAUAUAUAUACAAAAAAUUGUAU
Messenger RNA from Saccostrea cuccullata (small rock oyster), 719 nucleotides. RefSeq lists its product as uncharacterized. NCBI's taxonomy places the organism in Eukaryota, Metazoa, Mollusca, Bivalvia, Ostreida, Ostreidae. The transcript has 4 exons. The record is from RefSeq and is a predicted model, not a curated record. Bases 25 to 675 code for a protein of 216 amino acids.